AUCGCAAAGCUUCUAUACAUACCCGAACAUGUUAUUCUCUCUUGUAUCCAACUAAGUUACACUACAAGUCUACAAACUCAAUACACAUUGACUGGCAAGUCCACAGACUAUUUUUUUAAAAGGUUUCACACACGAAGAAUUCCAAAAUGGCUAGGGUCCAAGGUUUAGCUCUUCUUGGUUUAUUAGUGAUUUCAAGUUUGGUUAUGUUAACCGAGAGCCGAGUCGCAAGAAAAGACUUGGGGCUUGACCUAGGUGGGAUUGGGGUCGGUCUGGGCGUUGGAUUGGGGAUUGGUAUUGGCGGCGGUUCAGGCUCUGGUGCUGGUGCUGGUGCAGGUUCAGGAUCAGGUUCAUCAUCUAGUUCUAGCUCUAGCUCGUCAUCAAGUUCGAGUUCUAGUGGUUCGGGUCGAUCAGGAGCCGGAUCAUCUGCUGGUUCAUUUGCUGGAUCUAGAGCUGGAUCAGGAUCUGGUAACUAAAUAAUAAGUAACGAUGUAUUUCCUACUUAAAGUAUGAACCAAAAAGUGUGUGUUUAUGUUGUUGGUUUGUCGUGUGUAUAUACGAAGUUGGAUGAAUAAAAUGUCGUCAUAAGUUAUGUUUGUUUGAGUCUGUAUGUUUUUUUGGGUGCAAUUUGAGUCUGUAUGUUCCAUACAAGUCUAAAUUGUUAUAUAAUCUCUUUAAAUUUGGAUCA
This is a messenger RNA of Brassica napus (rape), 685 nucleotides long. RefSeq names its product counting factor 45-1-like. The record is from RefSeq and is a predicted model, not a curated record. The transcript has a single exon. Bases 147 to 473 code for a protein of 108 amino acids. Lineage: Eukaryota; Viridiplantae; Streptophyta; Magnoliopsida; Brassicales; Brassicaceae.